Fusarium redolens is the source of this 2190-nucleotide messenger RNA. RefSeq names its product heme peroxidase. The coding region runs from base 5 to 1990 and encodes 661 amino acids. The record is from RefSeq and is a predicted model, not a curated record. Gene Ontology annotation, molecular function: peroxidase activity; heme binding; oxidoreductase activity, acting on single donors with incorporation of molecular oxygen, incorporation of two atoms of oxygen. Gene Ontology annotation, biological process: response to oxidative stress. Lineage: Eukaryota; Fungi; Ascomycota; Sordariomycetes; Hypocreales; Nectriaceae. The transcript has 3 exons.
AAGCAUGAUGGCUUCUGUACUUAGUAAGGAAUCUCUCGCCGUUUCUUUAUCUGUUGUUACACUACUCGUGGGACUCGCUCACUUCAACAUGAUCUCCCUCAAAUCUAUCUUCAAGUUUGUUUACAUUUGUCUUUGGAAAGUUGUCAAUAUCUUUGUCCACUGGCACAAACUCCCCACAUGGCUUGGUGUCCUCAAUCUCCUCGGUCUUCGAUAUGAACUCCGCGAGAAGAAUCUUCACGACACGUACCCCAAUGCUGAGUUCCAGGGCACUGCGGCAGAAUGCCCCAUGAAGAACUCAAAGUUCAUCGCGACUAGGAACUCAGAUGGCGAUUUCAAUGAUCUCAGUCAACCAAAGAUGGGUUGCGCUGGUAUGAGAUUUGGUCGAAAUGUUCCAAGAAAGUAUACCACGCCGCCAACUCAGCAAGAAUUGCUCACGCCCAACCCGAGGGUUAUCUCGGAGCGGAUCCUGGCUAGACCUGAAGGCCAAUUCAAACCCGCUGAGAUUGUCAACCUCCUCGCUGCAGCUUGGAUCCAGUUCCAGGUUCACGAUUGGGCCCAACACUUCCUUGUCACAGAUGGUGACAAAGACGUUGAGAUUCCUCUAGACAAAGCCGACAGAUGGUCUCAGCGUAUCAUGAAGAUCCCCCGAACCAAGAAAGAUCGCGCCCUUUCCCAACAGGAUCUAGAGACACCUGCUUAUACCAACGAGUGUACCCAUUGGUGGGAUGCCUCUCAGAUCUACGGAUCUACUGAAGCCGAGACAAAAGCUCUACGAGGCCAGUGCGAUAAAUCAUAUCCUGGUCAGCUUCAUGUCACGCGCGAAGAUGGUGUGCAGUUUCUCCCUCGAUCAGAAGAUGGUAUUCCCAAGACUGGUUUCAGACAAAAUUGGUGGUUGGGGCUUGAACUUCUUCAUACUCUGUUUGCACUGGAGCACAAUGCCAUUGCCACGCAGCUUCAUCUUUCGAACCCAAGCUGGUCGAGUGAUCAGAUCUUUGAUACUGCUCGACUUAUCAACUGUGCUCUUAUGGCCAAGAUUCACACUGUGAGUACACCUGUAUUCUGCAGCAUCGGCGCAACUGGUGGGGGACUCUUGGGUGACAAGCUCUGGCAUGUCUUUGGUCGUAUUUUUAACAACAAAUCAGAAGUCAUUUCCGGCAUCCCAGGCUCAGGCGUCGACCACGAUAAUGUCCCAUACUGCCUUACCGAAGAAUUCGUCUCCGUCUACCGUCUUCAUCCUCUUAUCCCAGAUAACGUCGCUUUCUUCAGUAUCAAAGAUGGUCAACACAAGGGAACUCUGCCAAUCAAAGACGUUGCAUUCGAGUCAGCUCGCAAGCCCUUUGACGAAGACAAAUCAGGCCUUGGCCUUUCCUUCGCUGAUGUCUUUUACUCCUUCGGCGUUAACUACCCAGGUGCCAUUCGAGCUCAUAACAUGCCGAAUUUCUUGCGCGACUUGAAUAUCCCGGGCGAUAAAGACUUCCCUCUUGGGAGACACUUGGAUCUGGGAACUAUUGACAUCCUUCGUGAUCGUGAGCGCGGCGUUCCUCGCUAUAACGCUUUCCGACGCCUCUUCCAUAUGGCACCUGCAAAAAACUUCCUUGAUCUUACAGGUGGUGAUGCCAAGCUAGCUGCUGAGUUAGAAGAAGUUUACGAUGGCGAUCUCGAGGCUGUGGAUCUGCUAGUCGGUACACUCAGCGAGCCUCUUCCCAAGGGUUUUGGCUUCAGUGACACUGCCUUCCGCGUCUUUAUUCUCAUGGCGUCCCGUCGCAUCAAAUCCGAUCGCUUCCUUGCUGGCGACGGUUGGUGCCCAGAGGUGUAUACUCAUGAGGGCAUCAAUUGGGUGCAGAAUAACACUAUGAAGGAUGUUUUGUGUCGACAUUUCCCUGAACUUGCUGCAACGCUGCACAAUGUCAAGAAUGCUUUCGCACCUUGGACCAAGAUCGGUCAGACUGAGGCUUACGCCGGCCCUGAGACAAACAAGGCAAAGAACUGAGGUGUUGGUUUAUGAAAAUGAGGAACGCCUUUUCUCUUUGGGAUUUUAUUCGGGGAAUGGUAGAUUGGAAGCACUUGGAGGGUAUUUGUAAUUAUUAAAUGAUGGAAGAGCUCACUUGUUGUUACCUCUGUUCCUGAUAUAUGAGAAACUAGAGGAUAUUACGAAGCUACCUAUCAACAAAUUGCACACCUUUUUCAAAC